CCUUUCUACAAUCGAUAACCGAUUGUUUUUGCAACGCUGUGACCGUAAGUACACCUUAUGUUUUGACAAUUUGGGAGAGUACAUGCCACUGAAUCCCCCGUCCGACCCUGAUGAACUGUUUCAUGUGGCGGGUUCUUGCAAUGGCCUAAUCUGCCUCUUUCGUGAUGACUUUUCAUCUUGCAGAUAAUCUAAAACAAAAGGAUCUCAAGCAAAGGGAUGAGGAAAUCGAAAUCGAAAGAUUUGCCUGAGGAAAUAAUAGAAGAAAUCUUGUGGAGGCUGCCGAUAAAGACCAUAGUACGGUGCACCAGUGUAUGCAGGUCAUGGUACUCUCUUAUCAAAAACCCUAAUUUUAUUUCCACCCACCUUUAUAGAGCGCUUUUCUCAAGAAAUAACCCAUUAUUUUUGCGUCCUGCAACUACUGAUACUAAUCCUAAAUAUAAAUUAUAUUUUGACAAUAAAGAUUUCGGUGAAUACAUGUCACUCAAUCCCCCUUUCGACUCCAAGGAUUUCUUUGCUGUCGUUGGUUCCUGCAAUGGUCUAGUUUGCCUCUUUGGUGGGGAUUCUGUAUUUUCUAAAUAUAGAUUUUUCCUUUGGAACCCUUCAAUUAGAAAAUACCUAUUACUGCCCUUACACCAAUCCAUCUCUUGGAGACAUAGUUGGGAAAAUUAUGUUAUUGGGUUUGGAUUUGAUUCUAAAACCCAUGAUUAUAAAGUGUUAAGCAUGAGAGGUACUUUUGUUGACAAUGGGAAUCACUUCAGUGCGGAACUUUACUCACUUAAUGCAAAUUCUUGGAAGAAUAUCUCUAACGUUGCUCCCAAGUUUGAUGGUUGGAUUUCACAUAAAAGUUAUUCAUGUUCUGUGAAUGAUGCAUUUCAUUGGCUUGCUUAUAAAAUGAAAAGUAUAACUGAGACGGAAUGUGUUAUCAUGGUGUUUGAUCUAAGAGAUGAGGUUCUUCGUGAGAUGAAGUUACCUCAAUGUUUAGCAAAUUCUUCGAAUUUGAAUUUAAAUUUGAAGGUUUAUGUAUGUGGGGAGUCAUCAAUUGCUGUUAUUCAUCAAGAAGAUGAGAAAAACUCAAGCAUUUGGGUGAUGAAAGAGUACGGGGUAGUGGAAUCGUGGGUGAAGUUAGGAACUGUGGGUAAACGUUGGAGAGGAAAGUCAAGGGUGUUGGGUUUCAGGUGUAAUGGAGACGCAUUAUUGCAUUUUAAUCGAGGACCAGGAGUCAUAGCUUCGCAGAACAUAGAGAGCAAAAGGGUUAAGAAUUUCAUUUCUACAGUGAGGUAUAGUGACUCUUCUGUGUAUAGCUAUAUGGAGAGUUUAGCAUUGCUAGACAAAGGAGCUGAUGUAAGUGCAAAUGGUACAAGCACUCCCAAGUAGAGUCAGAAGAUCCAAUACACAGUAAUGAAUUGUGAAAGUGUUGACGCUCUUACCAAGAAUUUACAGUACUGUUGAUCAUAUACAGGAUGUUAGCUUUUUCUUGGGUACUUGAUUAGUAUUUUAUUUAUAAUAUGCAUGGUUCUUUUACUACAAUGGAAUGUAAUUCUGUUAACUUCUUUUAAAUACUUGGUACUUUUAUUUGCAUAAUAGGUUAAAUACUCAAUUUGACUA
Molecule: messenger RNA, 1605 nt
Organism: Jatropha curcas
Lineage: Eukaryota; Viridiplantae; Streptophyta; Magnoliopsida; Malpighiales; Euphorbiaceae
Product: F-box protein CPR1
Molecular function (GO): protein binding
Source: RefSeq, a predicted model, not a curated record